Messenger RNA from Sesamum indicum (sesame), 2065 nucleotides. Its product is annotated as pectinesterase/pectinesterase inhibitor PPE8B. The record is from RefSeq and is a predicted model, not a curated record. Gene Ontology annotation, biological process: cell wall modification. NCBI's taxonomy places the organism in Eukaryota, Viridiplantae, Streptophyta, Magnoliopsida, Lamiales, Pedaliaceae. Gene Ontology annotation, molecular function: enzyme inhibitor activity; pectinesterase activity.
AGCCAUAUCCACAUCCCCACAACACUGACCCCCUAUUUAUUCAAUCAAUCUCCCUCCCUCCCACGCACAAACAUCCAAAACUCACCCUUUUUUACAUGCAUUCUUCACCAACAAAUCAUCAGAUCUUCGCAUAACCACCCUCAUCUACGUGUACAAACACAUAUAACUACAUUUUCCAGACAUGGGAGGAUCUCCUUUGCUGAAAACACUGUUCCUGGUGGUGCUUUUGUGUGCUUCUUUCACUGCUGGGAAGUCGUCGUCGUCGGACUUUGUUCCCUCGGAGUAUUUGGGAGUUCCGGCGUCGGAGUUUGUGGGGACUGUGAGGUCUACUAUAAACAUAAUCGGGCAGGUUAUUUCGAUGGUGUCGCAGUUCGCCGGAGGGUUCGGUGACUUCCGGCUGACGAAUGCAAUUUCCGACUGCCUUGAUUUGAUGGAUCUCUCGAUGGACCAGUUGAGCUGGACGCUCUCUGUAUCUCAGAAUCCGAAUGGCAAAGACAAUAGCACCGGCAACGUGGGUGCUGACAUGAAAACGUGGCUGAGUGGAGCACUCAUCAAUCAAGAUACCUGCAAGGAAGGCCUUGAUGGCACAAACAGCAUUGUCAAGAAUUUGAUUGCUGGCAGCCUAGACCAAGUGACCUCAUUAGUAUAUGAUAUUCUUUCCAAUGUGAAGACAACUCCGACUACCCCACCUAAGGGUUCCCCGUCUAGCGGCCCUGGUGGUGGUAAGGGAAGCGGCAGUGGUGGUGGUGGCGGUGGACGUGGUGGUAGGAAACUUAUUGCUGAUGAUCAUCAGUUUCCGAAGUGGUUGAGGUCCCAUGACCGGAAUCUCCUCCAGGCUGCCAACGGCGCCAUGGCGGACGUGGUGGUUGCAGCUGAUGGCACGGGGAAUUUCACUAGCAUCAAGGAUGCUGUUCAGGCAGCUCCUGAGUACAGCACCAGAAGAUUUGUUAUAUAUCUUAAGAGAGGCGUUUACAAGGAGUAUGUGGAGAUUAGUAAGAAAAAAUGGAACAUUAUGAUGAUUGGAGAUGGCGUCAAUGUUACAGUCAUUUCUGGCAAUCGCAACUUUAUCGAUGGCUGGACCACUUACCGCUCUGCGACAUUUGCCGUUAAAGGACAAGGAUUCAUAGCACGGGACAUAACAUUCGAGAACACGGCAGGCCCCGAAAAGCACCAGGCCGUUGCCUUCCGGUCCGACUCCGACCUGUCAGUUCUAUACCGUUGUUCCAUCAGGGGAUACCAGGACACAUUGUACGCCCACUCCCAGCGCCAGUUCUACAGGGAAUGCAUAAUCACCGGGACUGUCGACUUCAUAUUCGGAGAUGGUGCCGUUGUAUUCCAGAACUGCCAAAUCCAGGCCCGGAAAGGCCUCCCCAAUCAGAAAAACACGAUCACAGCUCAGGGUCGAAAAGAACCUGUCGAAAACACAGGCUUUUCCAUCCAAUUCUGCAACAUCUCAGCUGAGCCCGGCGUAUCGAAUUCCACCCAGACAUACCUUGGUAGGCCCUGGAAACUGUAUUCUCGCACUGUUAUCAUGCAGUCGUACAUUAGCAACGCUGUGAGGCCCGAGGGGUGGCUAGAGUGGAACGGGGAUUUCGCAUUGAACACGCUGUUCUAUGGUGAGUAUAUGAACUACGGCCCAGGUUCUGGCUUGGGGGCCCGUGUUAAAUGGCCCGGUUACCGUGUCUUUAAUAGCUCCGCUGAAGCAAAUAACUUCACGGUGUCUCAGUUCAUUAUUGGGAAUACCUGGUUGCCUUCGACGGGAGUCAGGUACACGGCGGGCCUCGGAGUUUGAGGGCCAAAAUUUUCUAAGGGAGAAAAGAUGAUUAUUUCCACUAUAUAGAUACAUAGUGUUUGUUUUUUAGGUGAGGGGAGUUGAUAUUAAAUUUUUCACGGUCUUAUGCAUGGGGCUUUCUUUUUUCUUUUUUAUUUUUAUGGUGGGAGUGGGUGGGCGCUUAUGUUUGGAUGAAAAUAUGCAGUUGGGAAACAAUUUGUGUUUAAUCAUUGCCUUGAUUGCUUGUUUAACUAAUUAUCCAGUCAUUAUUACUAUGAUGGAGGGCAUUUUCAA